Cebus imitator (Panamanian white-faced capuchin) is the source of this 2107-nucleotide messenger RNA. RefSeq names its product solute carrier family 39 member 14 (gene SLC39A14). Gene Ontology annotation, biological process: zinc ion import across plasma membrane; intracellular zinc ion homeostasis. Gene Ontology annotation, molecular function: zinc ion transmembrane transporter activity. NCBI's taxonomy places the organism in Eukaryota, Metazoa, Chordata, Mammalia, Primates, Cebidae. The coding region runs from base 356 to 1828 and encodes 490 amino acids. The record is from RefSeq and is a predicted model, not a curated record. Gene Ontology annotation, cellular component: membrane. The transcript has 10 exons.
GGUGCCGCGAUGGCGAGGGGAGAGGUCAAGGCGCGGCCCGUCCGCCUGGAGGGCGCGGGAUGCGAGAGCCGCAGAAGGGUGCCCAGAGCGUGGGUCGCCGCGCCGAAGGCUGAGUCGGGCUUCCAGAGCCCCCGCGCGGACAAGGACGCAGAUCGCAGACAUUUUCCCAUCCUGUGCUUCCCAGCAGAGCGAAGUUUCACAGGGAGAGUGAGUGGGCUCUGCUGGCUGCCCUCCUGCACUGUCUGGAAAUUUCCCACCCUGGGUGGGCUUUGACUGUGCCAAGGCUUGAGGCGAAGUUCCUGGGAGCCGGAGCUGGAAGAGGAGAACGCAUCCUUUUAGGGCUCAUUUAGUCACCAUGAAGCUGCUGCACCCGGCCUUCCACAGCUGCCUCCUGCUGACCCUGCUCGGCUUAUGGACACCCAGUCCCGAGGCUCACGCUUCGUCCCCAGGCACGCCCGCUCUCAGCGCUGCCUCCUUCCUGCAGGAUCUGAUGCGUCGCUAUGGCGAGGGUGACAGUCUCACUCUGCAGCAGCUGAAGGCCCUGCUCAACCACCUGGAUGUGGGGGUGGGCCGGGGUAAUGUCACCCAGCACGUGCAGGGACACAGGAACCUCUCCACGUGCUUUAGUUCUGGAGACCUCUUCGCUGCCCACAAUUUCAGCGAGCAGUCGCGGAUUGGGAGCAGCGAGCUCCAGGAGUUCUGCCCCACCAUCCUCCAGCAGCUGGAUUCCCGGGCCUGCAUUUCAGAGAACCAGGAAAAUGAGGAGAAUGAGCAGACGGAGGAGGGGCGGCCGAGCGCUGUCGAAGUGUGGGGAUACGGUCUCCUCUGCGUGACCGUCAUCUCCCUCUGCUCCCUCAUGGGGGCCAGCGUGGUGCCCUUCAUGAAGAAGACCUUUUACAAGAGGCUGCUGCUCUACUUCAUAGCUCUAGCGAUUGGAACCCUCUACUCCAACGCCCUCUUCCAGCUCAUCCCGGAGGCUUUUGGUUUCAACCCUCUAGAAGAUUAUUAUGUCUCCAAGUCUGCAGUGGUGUUUGGGGGCUUUUAUCUUUUCUUUUUCACAGAGAAGAUCUUGAAGAUUCUUCUUAAGCAGAAAAAUGAGCAUCACCACGGACACAGCCAUUAUGCCUCCGAGACGCUUCCCUCCAAGAAGGACCAGGAAGAGGGGGUGAUGGAGAAGCUGCAGAACGGGGACCUGGACCACAUGAUUCCUCAGCACUGCAACAGCGAGCUGGACGGCAAGGCGCCUGUGGUGGAUGAGAAGGUCGUUGUGGGCUCUCUCUCUGUGCAGGACCUGCAGGCGUCCCAGAGUGCUUGCUACUGGCUGAAAGGUGUCCGCUAUUCUGACAUCGGCACUCUGGCCUGGAUGAUCACGCUGAGCGACGGCCUCCACAAUUUCAUCGACGGCCUGGCCAUCGGUGCCUCCUUCACUGUGUCAGUUUUCCAGGGCAUCAGCACCUCGGUGGCCAUCCUCUGUGAGGAGUUCCCACAUGAGCUGGGAGACUUUGUCAUCCUGCUCAACGCUGGGAUGAGCAUCCAGCAGGCUCUCUUCUUCAACUUCCUUUCUGCCUGCUGCUGCUACCUGGGUUUGGCCUUUGGCAUCCUGGCCGGCAGCCACUUCUCUGCCAACUGGAUUUUUGCGCUGGCUGGAGGAAUGUUCUUGUAUAUUUCUUUGGCUGAUAUGUUCCCUGAGAUGAAUGAGGUCUGCCAAGAGGAUGAAAGGAAGGGCAGCAUCUUGAUUCCCUUUGUCAUCCAGAACCUGGGCCUCUUGACUGGAUUCACCAUCAUGUUGGUCCUCACCAUGUAUUCAGGACAGAUCCAGAUUGGGUAGGGCCCUGCCAAGAGCCUGUGGGACCGGAAGUCGGGCCCUGGGCUGCCCGAUCCCCAGCCCGAGGACUCAGCGUCCCAAAAGCACCACAGAAGAGGCCGUUCCAUUUGAAACUGACACAGACUGUAUUCCUGCAUUCAAAUGUCAGCCGUCUGUAAAUGCUCGAUCCUAGGAAUAAGCUGCCCUGGUAACCAGCCUCUAGCUAGUGCCUCUUGCCCUCUCCUCACCUCCUUUUCUCUCAGUGACUCUGGAACCUGAAUGCAGCUUGUAAGACAAGCCUGA